This is a messenger RNA of Didymodactylos carnosus, 729 nucleotides long. The record is from the annotation of a GenBank genome assembly. Lineage: Eukaryota; Metazoa; Rotifera; Eurotatoria; Philodinida; Philodinidae.
AUGGCGGGUGCUUCUUCCACCGUGAGAAAUCAUGCGAGCAAAGCGCCUAUAAAAUUAGUGGCUGAAAAUAAUAAAUUAGAUAUGAUUGGAUUUUUACUUGAACAUGCCCAUAAUGAUGCCGUUUUUGCUGAUCUUGAACUUGGUGUUGCUGUGCAUAUACUCACACAUAAGGAUCUGGCUGAGCAAUUGAUUCAAACACGAUCCAUAUAUGAUUUGACACGUGUGUCACAUGUACUAGAUGCAAUGAAAGAUAUACGUGAUGAUCCAAUAGACAAAUCAGCUUUGGAACAUGUACUUGACUUUGUGCGUAGCAAAAGUGCUGAGAUUAAAUCCAGAUUAGAUAUACUUGCACCAACAAAUAUUAUCUUGGAUACACUCAAAGUACAUAUUACAUUUAACUGUCAACCAAAUUUUGGACAAACUGUGAACAAGCUCAAAAGCAAAUGUCAAAAUACGAAAUAUCAAAUUGCAUUUCUUCGAACAAGUAAUAAUCAGAAGAACGAUGAGCUUCAACAAGUAAUCGUAAUACGAUCUUAUCAUGGUGAAUAUCCAUCAAUUAUUGGACCAAUUCAAAAAGAAGUAAAUGAAGAUUUCACAGGCUUGGACAUAGGAGGUAUUACAAUAAAAUCAUCAGCAUCGAAUGAAGGUGUGCCAAAGACUGAUAUUGAAAAAGAAUUAUUUUGGAAUGAAACAAUACAUUGUUUUGAUUUCCAUUAUCGUGUAUUAUAA